AUGGGGCAAGCUAUCCAAAAAUCUGGUGUGGUGCUGCAAUCAGAAUUUUCCCAAGAUGUUCGAUCUCUUAUGAGUGGUAACAAAGAAAAACGCACUCCAUUUAUGAAGUUAUUCUGGCAACAACAGCAAGAAAGCAUUUACCAAGAGUCCAAAUGCAAUCAGAUAUCAUCCAAUGAUCAUACGGUUCUGCCUGUCAUUGGCUGCCAAAUCUGCCUCAGCGUAUGAGGAACUGAGAAAUUCAAAGGUGCUUACAUUACCUAGUAGGAGGACAUUGCGGGACUAUCGAAAUGUCAUUACACCAUCCAUUGGAUUUAAUCCUGCUCUGGUACAGGAACUUUGUCAAACAACUAAAUCCCUGACAGGUAUCCAGAGGUUUGUUGUUUUGGCUUUUGAUGAAAUGAAAGUGCAAUCUAAACUAGUAUUUAAUAAGAACACUGGAGAUUUAGUUGGAUUUUUAGACUUAGGAGAUCCAGAUAUCAACUUCACAGCCUUUGAUGAUGCUGAAGAAUUAGCAAGCCAUGCAUUAGAAGAAUUAGCAAGCCAUGCACUUUUACAUUUGGGGAAUUGCCAGUGA
Paramuricea clavata is the source of this 574-nucleotide messenger RNA. NCBI's taxonomy places the organism in Eukaryota, Metazoa, Cnidaria, Anthozoa, Malacalcyonacea, Plexauridae. The record is from the annotation of a GenBank genome assembly.